This is a messenger RNA of Lathyrus oleraceus (garden pea), 1416 nucleotides long. RefSeq names its product probable protein phosphatase 2C 25. Lineage: Eukaryota; Viridiplantae; Streptophyta; Magnoliopsida; Fabales; Fabaceae. The transcript has 4 exons. Bases 75 to 1043 code for a protein of 322 amino acids. The record is from RefSeq and is a predicted model, not a curated record. Gene Ontology annotation, molecular function: protein serine/threonine phosphatase activity; cation binding. Gene Ontology annotation, biological process: protein dephosphorylation.
CUCAUUUCCCAUUCAAACCAAAAAAACAAAAACACAACACUUUCAAAUUCCAAACAACAAAACAAGAAACAACCAUGUCUUGCUCCGUUGUCGUUUCAAGUCCUAAUGUCUUCUCUCUCCCCUCUCCUUGCCAUUUCUCUCUCUCCUCACCGGUUUUGAAGAGAAAGAGGCCGGCUAAGCUUCAUAUACCUGUUGCUUCUCUAACUAUUGAACUCCCGCCGGCGGUAAUUACUCCGGCACCGGAGAAGGAUGUUGUUGAGGUAGAGGGGAAUGGUUUUUCUGUGUACUGUAAGAGAGGAAGUAGGAAACACAUGGAGGAUCGUUAUUCUGCUUCUGAUGAUCUUUACGAAGAAACAAAACAGGCUUUUUUUGGCAUAUUUGAUGGACAUGGAGGUACAAAAGCUUCCGAAUUCGCAGCAGAUAACAUGGAGAAGAAUGUGUUAGAAGAAAUAACCAGAAGAGAUGAGAGUGAUAUUGAGGAAGCAGUGAAACAUGGCUACCUCAAAACGGAUUCAGAUUUCUUAAAAGAGGAUCUUCACGGUGGUUCUUGCUGUGUAACAGCAUUGAUCAAGAACGGUAAUCUUAUCGUGUCCAAUGCCGGCGAUUGUCGCGCUGUUAUCAGCAGUAGAGGUGUUGCUGAGGCCUUAACAUCUGAUCACAAACCUUCGAGAAACGAUGAAAAAGACAGGAUUGAAACUCAGGGUGGCUAUGUUGAUAUGUGCCGCGGCGUGUGGAGAAUCCAAGGCUCUCUUGCUGUUUCUAGGAGCAUUGGAGAUAGACACAUGAAACAAUGGGUGAUAGCGGAACCUGAGACUAAAGUUCUCAGAAUUGAACCUCAUCAUGAGUUGUUAAUCCUAGCUUCAGAUGGAUUAUGGGACAAGGUUAGUAAUCAGGAAGCAGUAGACAUAGCUCAUCCUUUUUGUGUAGGGAACAAUAAACAAGGACCCUUUCAAGCUUGUAAGAAGCUUGUCGAUUUAUCAGCAUCGCGAGGCUCUAGCGAUGAUACAAGUGUUAUGAUCAUCAAAUUACAGAAAUAUAUUUGAAGUCUCCAUACAAAAGAAGCCAGGUUAACUGGAGCUAUGAAACACCGACGCAAAAAUAAACAUCAGACACGAUAAUUACAUGUGUCAAUGUCGCCAUGAUGUCUGGUAUUGACAUAUGUCGGACAUCAGACAUAUCUUCAAUGUUCAGAGUCGGUGUUACGUAAAUUGGGAUUGUCGAAUUUUUUCAUUUCAUUCUUAACCUUCUGCAGUAGAGUUAGCAGAAGGUGUCCUGAAAUUAAGAGUACCUACAUUUUAAUCUGUAUAUAUUGAUUGUGAAGUUUUGUUAUCUCAGCUGAGGAGAUAAUAAAAUGUAUAAAGUAAAAUUUUUGUAGAAUGAUCUUCAAGUAAUAAUAAGCAUUUUUUUUUAGUUCAA